Rotaria sordida is the source of this 6207-nucleotide messenger RNA. The record is from the annotation of a GenBank genome assembly. NCBI's taxonomy places the organism in Eukaryota, Metazoa, Rotifera, Eurotatoria, Philodinida, Philodinidae.
AUGGAUGAUCAAAAUAAAAUUGAUACUGGAGUGACAGCAUUGAAUGAUGAUUCACAACAACAACUACAACAACAGAACUUAACUCCGGAUCAAUUACAGCAAUUAUUUACUCGAGCUAGCUCCGAAUUGGUAGCAGAAUCAACGGAUGAACAAGAAUUUUUUAAACGUGAAGCAACAAUUAAAGCACCAAAAACAAGUAAAAUAAUACAAACGCCAUUUCCACCGCCUUUAGCAGAUCGUAAAGAAGAUCUCGAUAUUGAUAUUGAACGAUUGAAACAAUUAGUUAAACAAGAAGCAGGUCCAUUAAUCAUCGAAAGAUAUUCUCCUAAUGAAACACAAAUUAAUUAUCCAUUAGCAACUGUUACAAUAACAUUUAAUCAGCCAAUGAUUGCUGUUUCAUCAUUAGAUGAAAAAAUGAAUAUAGAAGAUCUUGGUAUAUCAUUAGCACCAAAACUAGAAGGUCGAUGGAGAUGGACAGGAACGAAAACAGUUCAAUUUGAAGCAAAACAUCGUUUACCGUACUCAACAGAAUAUACAUUAAAAGUCGACAAAGAACAUUGUGUAUCAGCAAUCGGAGGAAAGUUAGAAGAUGAACUAUUGUUCGAAUUUUCAACAACAACACCAAAUGUUCUUCAAUUCUCACCAUAUGGAACAGUUUCAACAUUGAAACCGAAAUGUUUUCUAUUAUUUGAUCAAAAAAUUGAUAGGGGUAAAAUUUUGAAGCAUCUACGUGUAGUGGGCAGUGAUGAACAUGAAAUAUCAAACGACGACUUAGAACUAGUGGAUGAUGAAACAGCAAAAAGUGAAUUUAAAUCAUAUAUAGAUGCUAACGAAGGAAAUCAUGAGAAAUAUAUUGUAUUUACAUUUAAACAUGAUUUAUUAAAAGCAACACAAUACACAGUUCGAUUGCCUGCAGGCUGUCCAUCAGCCGAAGGUCCAUUAGUGACAACAUCAGAAUGGUUAGCUAAUUUUCAAACCUAUGAACCUCUAAGAAUCAUUGAUUGGCAUCCAAAUAAAAAGCAUACAUACCAACCAAGUGCUAGUCCUGGUCAUAGUUGGUCGGUAACAUUCAAUAAUUCGUUGAAUCAUUCAACAAUUAAUAAAUCAUUAUUCAAAGUCGAACCAGAAGUUAGUGGCUUGGGUAUUGAACAUUCAGAAUACAAUGAUCAACAGAUAACAAUACAUAAUAAUUCUAAACCAAAUACUAUUUAUACAUUGGUCAUACAAUCAGAAAAAUUGAAAGAUAUUCAUGGUCAAACAUUAGAACAUGAUUAUGCUGAACAACCAAUUCAAUUUUAUAUACAUGAUUCACCACCAUUACAGGGAGAUAUAUCGGGUGCUACAGGUAUGAUCGUAAUGGAUCCUGGUGUAUUGGAUGAACCAUUUUAUCCAUUUAUGGUUUAUAAUUAUUCAGAAAUAACACUACGUAUUAAUCGAGUCAAACCAGAACAUUAUCAUCCAAAUUUACCUUGUUUUCAGCCAUAUUCUUACCUACAUGGAGAAAAAGAAUCGUAUGUUCAAUUACCUGGAGAAGAGUUGUUAAAUGAAAUUGUACAAACCAAUUGUGAACGUGAUGAACCGAAAGAGAUAAAAAUUCCUUUGAAAGCAUAUUUAACAAAAAAUUUCGGAGUAGGUCAAUUAAUUAUCUUUCUUGAACCAACAGAAAAAGCAUGGAAUGCAUGUCAACACAACCAAUGGCAACGUAAACAAAUCGUAUCAGCCUGGCUACAAUGCACUCGAUUAGCAGUUGAUGUAUUUGCUUCUUCAGGUACAAGCAUGAAAUUAACUGCAUGGGUUACGGAACUAAUGACUGGUGUGCCUGUCAAUCAAGCAACUGUUUCAAUAUUGAAUAAGAAAAAAGAGACAAAUCAACAAGGGUUAUGUACUAUUGAAAAGAACACAACAGAGAAUGAUGAAACAAGAGAAGUAGAAAUAAAAAAAAGAAAAGUAGAAAAUAGAGAAAAUGGAAUAUUAGUCGUAGAAAAAGAUGAUGAUCAAUGUAUGUUAACAGAUAUUUAUGCUAAUGUAUCAAAUCUCAAUGUUUACGUCUGGCAUGUAUUUAAUGAUCGAGGUUUAUAUAAACCAAAAGAAGAUGUACAUAUCAAAGGAUAUGUUCGAUUACUAGAAACAAAAGGCGAUGCAAAAUUACCAACCUAUGCUCAAGGCGUCAUUGAUUAUACAGUUUAUGAUCCUCGUGGUCAAGAACUUCAACAAUCAAAAGUCAAAUUGAAUAAUUAUGGUGCAUUUGAUAUAAAAUUUACAUUACCUGAUAAUGUUAACUUAGGUAAUGGAUGGGUAAGAUUCAGUUUACCCGAUUCACAAACUGAAACAGCACAUUAUUUCAAAAUUCAAGAAUUUCGUAGACCAGAGUAUGAAGUUUCAUCAACGGUUCGACCAACAGUAGUGCAUUAUUGUCAUCCAACUAAUGAUGAAUAUGUCAUAGCUGCUUGUCAAGGAAAAUUAUUUGCUGGUGGUUAUUUAAAUGAUGCCAAUGUUCAAUGGACUGUACAAGCUGAAACAACAACAUUUACGCCAGCUAAAAGAUCGGAUUAUAUAUUUGGUAGAGCUCGACCGUUCGUUUGUUGGUUUGGUAAUUUUAAUGAUAACAACAUAACAUAUCCAGAAAAACGUUUUCAAGGUAAAACAGAUAAUAAAGGUCAACAUGAAAUAAAAAUUACUUAUCAUGGUGUUGAAAAAGAGUCAAGACCAACAAUGGUUCGUGCAUUAGCGGCCAUUACUGAUUUAAAUAAUCAAACACAGGAAACACAAACACAAUUUCUCAUUCAUCCAUGCACAUAUUAUGUUGGAUUUCAAUUAGUAAAUAAUUAUGGCAAGAAAGAUCAACCUGUACAAACAAAAGUCAUUGUCACAGAUAUUGAUGGAAGUUUGAUUGAUAAUGUUUCAAUUGAAUGUAAAAUAGUUGGCAUUGGUAAAGAAAGAAAAGAAGAUAAGAAUGGUUUAACUGUAUUUGAAGAAAUAAAAGACGAACAACAAAUAACCAAUGUUAGUUCAAAUAAAGAUGCAAUCAAUAUGGAUUUUACACCAACAUUAGGAGGCAGAUACAAUAUAUCAUAUACUGUCAAAGAUGAGCAAGGACGAUUAGCUAUGAGUUUCUAUGAUAAUCUUUAUAUUGCUGGUGGUAGUGGAAAAGAAAUAGAAAAACAGAAGGUGGAAUAUAUUCCAACUGACACAUUGACAAUUAUACCAAAUGCAACAAAUUAUCAACCAGAUGACACAUGUGAAUUACUAAUCUUAGUACCUUUUAGUCCAGCUAGUGGACUUGUUAUAUUCGAUUGUGAAGGUCAAAUCUCCCAACCAAUACAAUUUCAGAUUGAACCUGGAAAAGAUUCAACAACUGUUGAAUUCAAAAUAUCAAAAGAUUGGAUACCGGGAUUCACCGUUCAUGUUGAACUAACAGGUUCUAUUCCAAGAGAUACAGAAAUGGUUGAUUCACCAAAUCGUCCAGCAAUCGCUGUUGGUUCAGUAUCAUUAGAAGUCUCAAGAGAUAUCUAUAAACUAAAUAUUUCAGUUGACACAAAAGAAUCAAAUAAAACAUAUACACCAUCAUCAAUUAUUCAAAUCGAUAUUGAUGUUAUACAAUAUACAGAUAAAGCACCUGUAGACAAAGCAGAAGUUUGUCUAAUUGUUGUUGAUGAAGCAAUUUUAUCAUUAACUGAUCACAAAUUAACUAGUCCAUUAGAUAUAUUUUAUCCAAAUCGAUCAGCAUAUAUUGCACAAUACCAUGGUAGAAACCGUUGUCUAUUAUUCAAUAUACAAGAUAUAGAAAAAUUUAAAAAAGAUAUGCAACAAAGACAAGGUGAAGAGGAGGCUUUCGCAUCACGCACAAUGAUGACAAUGAAUGCGAAGUGCUGUAUGUUUGCUCCACCGGCUUACGCGUUUGAUAGGGUAUCUGGCGCUGGUGCUGGUGCUGAACAAAAAAUCGCUGUUCGAUCGAACUUCAAUCCAUUAGCAUGUUGGGUACCAUCAUCAAUUACUAACUCAUCGGGACGUGUUUCAUUUGAAUUUAAAUUACCUGACAAUCUUACACGCUAUCGUGUAUGGGCCGUAGCAACGAAUGAUAAACAAUAUGGUUUAGGUGAAAUGUUAUUUACUGUACAACUACCAAUUAUGAUUCGACCUUCACCACCAAGAUUUCUUAACUAUGGAGAUACAGCUCAUUUUUCAGUUGUUUUACAAAAUCAAACCGAUCUAUCAUUAUUAUUACAUGCUGGCUUAAAAGCAACAAAUGCUAAAUUAAUAACAUCAGAAGCAAAUCAACAAGUAGCUGGCUAUGCAAUUCAACUUCAACCAAAUAAACGAGCUGCAAUUAUAUUUCCACUAUCUACAAUUAAUUCAGGUAUAGCUCGAUUUCAGUUUAUAGUCAGUACGGUAGGAAAUGAAUCAAAGAUAUCAUUUGGCGAUGCAAUCGAAUUAAGUAUACCUAUUUUCACACCAGCAACAUCUGAAGCAUUUGCAACAUAUGGUGAUAUAUGUGAAGAAGAAGUUGUUUUACAACCAAUAAAAAAACCAGAAGAUGUUAUUCCACAAUUUGGUGAGUUAUCAAUAUCAACAAGUUCAACAGCAUUAGCUUCAUUAACAGAUGCAAUUAUUUCGCUUUAUACAUAUCCAUAUGAAUGUACAGAACAAUUAAGUUCAAGAUUAUUAGGUGUACAAUCAUUGUGGGAUGUUUUACAAGCAUUUAAUUGUAAAGACUUACCGGAUAUAUCAGCAAUAAGAACAAAAUUACAAUCAGAUAUGAAUACAUUGAAAGGUCGUCAAUUUCCUAAUGGUGGAUUUGGUUAUUGGACAAAUCGAAGUGACUGUUAUGCUGAUCCAUUUAUAAGUGUGCAUGCUGCACAUUGUUUAGUUGUUGUUGUCAAAAAACAGGUAUGUGACAUUGACAUGAGUAUGUUGGACAAUGUACUGAGAUAUCUUGAAAAUAUUGAAUCUGAAAUUGAUCAAUUACCAUACGGUAAAUAUUGGUCUGAAACAACUCGAUUUAGUUUGAUCAGUUAUGCAUUAUAUGUACGAGCAAAACAUCUUCAAAUAAUAGCUAAUGAAGCAUUUAAAUUAUUUCAACGAAGUGGAUUUAAUAAACUUAGUUUAGAAGCAUUAGGAUGGUUAUUAGUUGCAUUAACUACUGAGAAAAAUAAUAAUACAGAUCAAUUAAUUCAAACAAUAUACAAACAUUUAAAAGGUAAAGUAAGUGAAACAAGUGAAACAGCAAAUUUUAUUACAUCAUAUGGUGAUGAUGGUCAAUCAGUUAUGUUACAUUCAAAUCAACGAACAGAUGCUAUUUUAUUAGAAGCAUUAUUAUAUAUUGAUCCACAAUCAACUCUUUGUACUAAAUUAUGUAAAGGUUUACAAGCACAUAAAGUCAAAGGCGCAUGGAAAUCAACACAAGAAAAUUGUUUUGUAUUAAUCGCAUUAGAUAAAUACUUUCAUAUAAAAGAAAAAGAUACACCAAAUUUUGUUGCUAAUAUUUGGCUAGAUAAUGAUUAUUGUGGUCAACAUCAAUAUAAAGGUCGAACAACAGAUACACACACAGUAAAUAUUCCAAUGAAAGCUAUUUUGUCAUCAUCAUCAUCACCACCACCCAAUACAAAUAUUAACGAUAAUAAUAAGAAUCUACUGAUGCAAAAAGAUGGUAAUGGUCGAUUAUAUUAUCGUAUUGCAUUGAAUUAUGCUCCAUCAAGUCUACACUUAAAUGCAGUUAACUAUGGUUUUAAAAUUGAACGAAUAUACAUAGGUGUUGAUGAUCCAUCACAUGUUCAAAAACAAUCCGAUGAUACAUGGAAAUUUAAAUUAAAUGAAAAAAUUAAAGUUAUAUUAACAAUGACUACAACACAACGACGAUAUCAUAUAGCAUUAGUUGAUUAUUUACCUGCUGGCUGUGAACCAUUAAAUACACAAUUAAAAGGUACAUUGACAGGUGAUACAGAAUCAUCAGUAACAAGAUCAAAUAGAAGUAAUUAUUAUUUCGGAUGUCAACCACAUUGCAUUAUUGGUUGGACUGAACAUGAAAAUUUACGAGAUGAACGUGCUGAAGCAUUUCGAUCAUUAUUAUGGCCUGGUGUAUAUGAAUGGAGUUAUGUUAUGCGUGCAACAUGUACUGGAACAUUCAUAAUGCCACCAGCGAAAGCGGAAGAAAUGUAUUCACCAGAAAAUUUUGGUCGAUGUGCAACAGAAAAGGCUAUUAUUAACUAA